Angiostrongylus costaricensis is the source of this 267-nucleotide messenger RNA. NCBI's taxonomy places the organism in Eukaryota, Metazoa, Nematoda, Chromadorea, Rhabditida, Metastrongylidae. The record is from the annotation of a GenBank genome assembly.
AUGGAAGAUUUGCUGGCGCCUGCUCGAGUCACUCGACGAUCAACGGGAGUACAGGUGAUACAGCAUAAUCUCAGUAUCCACGAUAUCGACCAGGAACGCGAUCGUAUUAUUCAACAGUUUCAAGCAAGUGCAAACAAGACCAAUGGAUCAAAAGUCGCGAAGAGACGACUCUUUGCAGGAACACCGGAGUGCAAUCACCAAAUCACACCCGAACUUUUAAGCUUCUGUGGAAAGACGACAAAAGAAGAUCUUAAGGAGCAGCAGUAA